GGGCCCUUAUGACUCGGACGUAGCUUUGAGAGUCCCACCUUGGCUCUACGACUACUUUUGCAACUUCGUUCUCCGAUAUUCAAGUGUCGAUUGACGAUAUUGUUUCUUUCGAUUUGCACCUGUGUAGUCAACUUUCGUCGCAACCAUGGAUCUCGUCAACAGUCUCGAAGGACGCCUGCUCUUUGCGGUACCAAAAAAGGGCCGAUUAAACGCAGCUACGUUGAAUCUUCUAGAGGGCGCCGAUAUCCAGUUCCGCCGCGAGAACCGCCUUGACAUCGCCCUUGUCAAGAACCUCCCCAUCGCCCUCAUUUUCCUGCCCGCGGCGGACAUCCCCACGUUUGUCGGCCAGGGCCGCGUCGACCUUGGCAUUACGGGAUGGGACCAGGUCAAGGAGCACGAUGCUGCCGUCAAGGCCGCCGCCAGCGAGGAUCCUUCGUCGCCGGUCUCGGGCAGCGAGAUGGUCAUGGACCUCGAGUUUGGCGCGUGCAAGCUGCAGGUUCAGGUCCCCGAGAAGGGACAAUACGCCACCGGCACAGACCUGAUUGGCCGCACAAUUGGCACGAGUUUCGUCAGCCUGACUGAAGAGUACUUUGCCCAGCUGGAGGCACAGGCAGGCGGAGCUGCGCCUCAGAAGCUGCGGACCAAGAUCAUUGAGCUGAGCGGCAGUGUUGAGGCAGCUUGUGCGCUGGGCGUCGCCGACGGCAUCGUGGAUCUUGUUGAAUCAGGAGAGACCAUGAGGGCUGCGGGCCUCAAGGCCAUCGACACCGUUGUCGAGUCGGUGGCUGUCCUCAUCAAGUCGCGCUCACCGUCCAACACCGACUUGGUAGACCUCAUUGCGGCACGUAUCCGCGGCGUCAUCACUGCCCAGCGAUAUGUUCUGUGCCAAUACAACAUUGAGCGGUCAAGCAUCGCUGCGGCCACGCAGAUCACACCAGGAAAGCGUGCUCCCACAGUCACAUCACUGGAUGAUGGCUGGGUUGCUGUGAGCUCAAUGGUUGAGAAGAAGAAGAUUGCGCUCGUCAUGGAUGACUUGAAGCGAGUGGGUGCUCAGGAUAUCCUUGUCCUGGACAUCCACAACACACGAUAAAUGCGUAAUGGGAAAUGGGAAAUGAGAACUGCAUAAAGAAGAAAGAUAUAAAAAAGCGUUACGGUAAAAAGGAAAAGGAGGAGGAGUACCCAAAAGGCGUCAUGGCAUUAGAUUCAUACCAACUGGCCAAAACUAAAUACAUACACUUGCAGAUAUAUUUUGUGCCCCAACCAUAUUCUUUGAUAUUUCAUUCAAUUCGUUCAAUAUAUAAUUAGCAGACAAAAUCUAACCGGUCUAAAUCUAGGGUAAGUCGUCAUAGCGAUAGGAGCUUCUGUCCGUAGCGCGUAAAGUCGUGCUGCGUCGAAUGCUAUCAAUCCAUACCGAGCCGUCCAGCAUGUCCUGAACCGAGGCCAGGUUGCUACUAUCUGCCGGGCGUUCAAGCUCUGCUGCUGUCGUUUCCUGGAUAUCAGGUGUCUCAAGUUCGAAGCUGAAAGUUGAAGAGCCCCUGGGUUCCUCAUUUGCCGAAAGUGACGAGCGCGGCAACCCAAGGGGGUGGCUUUGGGAAGUGGUGCCUGAUGCCGUAUUGCCAUGCCAGCUUAGCUUUCUUUGCUCGUCCGCGUCAGCAUCAACACCAAGCUGGCGCAUCUUCACUUCGGCAUCUCC
This is a messenger RNA of Trichoderma atroviride IMI 206040, 1690 nucleotides long. RefSeq lists its product as uncharacterized. The record is from RefSeq and is a predicted model, not a curated record. Gene Ontology annotation, cellular component: cytoplasm. Gene Ontology annotation, molecular function: magnesium ion binding; ATP phosphoribosyltransferase activity. NCBI's taxonomy places the organism in Eukaryota, Fungi, Ascomycota, Sordariomycetes, Hypocreales, Hypocreaceae. Gene Ontology annotation, biological process: L-histidine biosynthetic process.